AGCUUAGUGCUCAAAAUGAUUAGGAAGUAUGUGUUUAUCUUACGUUGGAAAAUGACUGAAAUGGAAGUGGAUCUAGAUAUGGACGAUAAUGAUGAGAAACCUUAUGUUCGUACGCUCGAAGAUGUUCAAAGUAUUAUUAAGCACGCCAAGUUGGAUGCCAAGAAUCUCACACAAGUUACGCAAGCUCUGUACUACCCUUCCGCCGAAAUGGACAACGAUAACUUAAAACUCCUUGAAUUAGACACACAUAUGCAUCAGCAAAUACGUCUCGGUCAGACCUUGUACUUUAAAGGAGGUCAAAAUGAAAAAGUUGUACUCUGCACUGAAGAAAAAACAUAUGACGUGAAAGGUGCUGAAAUUUCUAAUAGUUUGCUGCUUGUACCGGAUUUAAAAUUCGCUGCGGCCACCAGCACUUCACCGCUAAAAAGCCCACGAACUGGUACUUCCUCCCUCGAAACUAGUUUAAAUGAUGAUGAAGAUGAAGUUUCUGUUGAUCGUGUAUUGGAGCAACGCAAGGUAUUAAAAAUUUUCCAUGAGUACUUUGAAUGUCGCGAAAUAAGACCACGGUACCGUAAAAUUUAUGAAUUACUGCAAUUAACUCGAUACUCUGGGCCUGAAAAUGAAGAGUACAUUGAUCGCAAAUUGCUUUUCACCUACAACCAACUGUUAGACACCGUGCAAUGUAGUCGCAAGCAAUUCGAAGAAGGUGUGUUGCAUUUUCGGGCUGUGGAGUACGAAGGCCGAAUGCGUGUACUCGAGUAUGAAUAUGAAAUGCGCAUUUUAAACUGUAUGCUCGGGUUACUGAGAGAAAAUUCUUGGCAUUUAGAUGAAGUAGAAUAUGAAGAAACGAUAGCAGCUAUGGAGGGUAUAUCCCCAGCUGAAAUUGUGAAGGGACUUUUUCACAUUUACACCGAGCCAACUGUCAACAAAAAAGGAAAAUUUACGUACAAAGAGGAUUUAGUAGCACGUAUUAUAGCGCAGAAUAUUUUGCAACCGGAGUUAAAAUUUCGCAAGGACGAAUUCAUGAAUACUUGGCAAGAAGCGAUGCCUGAGGGUAUGAACUGCAAAGAGAAAUACCUGCAUGGGCUGGGAAUUGUAGAUAAGGAGGGUAAUACAACUUGCAUACGUUCGCUUGUUGAAGAACUAUUGCCAUCGAAUAUUCAUGACAGGAUGCGAAUAUUGUUCAAAACUAAAUCACGCUGGACGAAAGAGGAAAUGGAGCCAUAUAUUGAAUGCAAUUCGCUAAUUAUUGCGUAAUAAUAUUAUUCGCCGAGCAUAAAUUUAUGAAUAUUUUUCGUUCUCUGCACUUCUGCGUUAUCCCCAUGCACUUUAAAGCUUUUUUUUUUUUUUGGUAAUAUGUAAGUAUUUUUCAACACACUUCUAUAGAGAAUA
Ceratitis capitata (Mediterranean fruit fly) is the source of this 1392-nucleotide messenger RNA. Its product is annotated as sister chromatid cohesion protein DCC1. The transcript is spliced from 5 exons. The record is from RefSeq and is a predicted model, not a curated record. Lineage: Eukaryota; Metazoa; Arthropoda; Insecta; Diptera; Tephritidae. Gene Ontology annotation, biological process: maintenance of mitotic sister chromatid cohesion; mitotic sister chromatid cohesion. Gene Ontology annotation, cellular component: chromatin; nucleus; Ctf18 RFC-like complex. Bases 16 to 1257 code for a protein of 413 amino acids.